AUGCCAACCCAAACCGCCAAACUCCUUGGUAUCACACGCUUACAACCUGCUCAGAUUAGUAUUGGACUUGCUAAUCACACCAUAGCCAAGCCAAGAGGAGUUGUAGUUGAUGUUCUUCUAGAGAUUGGAGAUACCAAGAUCCCGGUGGAUUUUCAUGUCAUGAACAUCAAAGGAGGAUGUGAUACGCCCUUGAUACUAGGCCGACCUUUCUUGGCCACUGCUGGAGCUAUCAUGGACCUUCCAAACAGGCGAAUUUCCUUAGCCAAUGUUGACAAGUCUUUUGAAGCAUUUUGGAGCAUAUGGGACGUGAGGAGCAAGGAAGGACUUGGUGCAUGGACGCAGCUCAACCUAAACCUAAAUCCUCUUGUAUUUAAAGGCUAA
Messenger RNA from Microthlaspi erraticum, 381 nucleotides. NCBI's taxonomy places the organism in Eukaryota, Viridiplantae, Streptophyta, Magnoliopsida, Brassicales, Brassicaceae. The record is from the annotation of a GenBank genome assembly.